ACGUGUUGGAUUCAAGAACCGCCCUGACACGUCAGCGGUCACACGCGGUUGAGGAGCAUCGACAGACACAACAGAGGACCAGUGCGGAGGUUUGUUGACGGUCUCAGCCCGCGGCUCUGCCCUGCAUUUUUGGCCGGUGAAAGUCUAACUGCCCCCGGGGUCGCCUGGGGCAGGUUCUCGUGUCCUUCUGCCCCGCUGGAGGAACGUUUGUGGCGCUUUAGUGGAAGUUGAAUCAAGGCAAACGGCGGCAGCUGCUGCAGCGCUCUGCAGCCUGGACGGUCCGCUCACUGAGGACUCUGCUAGUCUCUUUAGGUCGGCAUCAUGACGGGCGACUCGAUAGUGUUUAGGGGUCUAAAUUGGGUGAAGCAGGCGGUCAGCAGAAUCCCGCCGGGCGGCUUGAGCUGCGCCGGGAAACGCAGGCUGGUCAACUUCCAUCACGGCGCCAGAUCAGCAAGGGAGAUGUUCAACAGACCAAAGGACGUCUGCGUCCACAGAGCGACUGUGGCACGCUUUCACAGAUACUCAGCUGUGGGAGCUUGUUUCGGUGCCUGCUUUACUAAAAGCGCAAAUGAGCGUCAGGGGAUCUGCAGCGGAGGAUCUGUUACUAGAAGCCUGAAGUGUUACAGAGACUGGUCAGGUCACCUUUUCUCUAGGCAUGCAAGGUUUUUUCACCAGGGCAACUCCACAUUAGGGCGGCUGACACCGGAGGACAUCGAUAAAGCGAGGAACGCCAAGAAAAACGAAAUGAAGCAACAUAAACAAGCGCUGAGUGAAAAAGCCAGAGAGAGGAAGGUGCCGGUCACACGGAUAGGACGGCUGAUGAAUUUUGGAGGUCUGGCAGUUGGACUGGGGAUCGGAGCAAUGGCAGAAAUCGCCAAGAAGAAUUUCCUAAGCAAAGAAAAAGGUGAUAAAAAGGCCGUACUGGAUUCUAACGCCUUCCUCUCCGAGGCCAAUGCUGAAAGAAUCGUCCGGACGCUUUGCAAAGUCCGAGGUGCUGCUUUAAAACUCGGGCAGAUGCUCAGUAUUCAAGAUGACGCCUUUAUCAACCCUCAGCUGGCUAAAGUCUUUGAGCGAGUUCGACAGAGUGCAGACUUCAUGCCCACCAAGCAGAUGAUGAAAGUCGUCACCAGUGAUCUCGGCCCAAACUGGAGGGACAAACUGGAGUAUUUUGAGGAGAAGCCAUUUGCAGCGGCGUCCAUCGGUCAGGUUCAUUUAGCCAGACUGAAGGAUGGAAGAGAGGUGGCCAUGAAGAUCCAGUACCCUGGAGUCGCCAAGAGUAUCGACAGUGACGUGAAUAAUAUCAUGACCGUUAUGAGUUUAAGCAACGCGCUGCCUGAAGGUCUGUUUCUUGACCAUCUUGUUGAGGUCAUGAGUCGUGAAUUAACGCUGGAGUGCGAUUACAUAAGAGAGGCAAACUGUGCCAAAAAAUUCCAAGAGCUGCUGAAGGAUCAUCCCUUCUUCAAUGUUCCCGACGUGAUUGACGAGCUGAGCAACCGUCGCGUCCUCACCGCCACGCUGGUGCACGGUUUCCCCCUGGAUCGGGCCACUGACCUGCCUGAGGAGGUCAGGAAUGAGAUUUGUGAGCAGAUCUUGAUUUUAUGCCUGAGGGAGCUGUUUGAGUUCAGAUACAUGCAGACUGAUCCCAACUGGUCCAACUUCUUCUUCGAUCCACAAAACCAUAAGGUUGCGUUGUUGGAUUUCGGAGCAACACGAGGAUUCGACAAGAGCUUCACUGACGCCUACAUCGAGAUUAUUAAGGAAGCUGCAGAUCGGAACAGUGAAGGCGUCCUGCAGAGAUCCAGAGAUAUGAAGUUCCUCACAGGAUACGAGUCAAAGACGAUGGAGAACGCCCACGUGGACGCCGUCAUGAUCCUGGGUGAAGCCUUCUCCUCCUCCGAGCCGUUCGACUUCGGAUCUCAGAGCACCACGGAGCGAAUCCACAGACUGAUCCCGGUGAUGCUGAAGGAGCGCCUGACGCCUCCGCCUGAGGAAACCUACUCUCUGCACAGGAAGAUGGGCGGCUCCUUCCUCAUCUGCUCCAAACUAAAAGCCAAAAUCGCCUGCAAGAACAUGUUCCAGGAGGCGUACGAGAGCUACUGGAGGGACGGACGGCCUCGGUCUGCUCGCUGAAGACAGACGAAAAUGUUCACAGCAGGAUUUUCUCGGAGUGUUUGUGGUUGUUGGACAGUUUAACUCGUACAUUCUGAUCUGACAAGAUGUUUCUGGGAAGCCUCGGCCAGAAGAUGUCCUCAAGUACCUCCGUCCAGACUGACUGUAGCUUCCAGAAGUAAUGUGUGAUUGUUCAUAUUUGUAUGUUUGUUAGAAUUAACUUUUUGUAUCACCUCAUUUGUGCCUGGACGGCGUGAGGACGCGUUCCUCCGUCCGACCGGGUUGUCAGUUGAAAUAAAUUGACACAGAUGCUGCAAAA
Acanthochromis polyacanthus (spiny chromis) is the source of this 2428-nucleotide messenger RNA. It is a transcript of the gene coq8ab, whose product is annotated as coenzyme Q8A, genome duplicate b. Gene Ontology annotation, cellular component: extrinsic component of mitochondrial inner membrane. The coding region runs from base 322 to 2130 and encodes 602 amino acids. The transcript has 15 exons. NCBI's taxonomy places the organism in Eukaryota, Metazoa, Chordata, Actinopteri, Pomacentridae. Gene Ontology annotation, molecular function: kinase activity. Gene Ontology annotation, biological process: ubiquinone biosynthetic process. The record is from RefSeq and is a predicted model, not a curated record.